UUUUUUUUUUUUUUAAUAUUUCUUUCCUGCUGUAAAUAGUGUUAUAGCUAUUGGAAACAGGGCUGUUUUUAUUGUGAGAGGGUCCUAUGUUAAGGAGACAUGUUUUGAUUUUGAGUGAAAACUAAAACCCAAAAAUCUCUCGAUUCUCUCUUUAUCCUCGGAUUUCAACAACUCAAAAAAAGAAAAAGAAAAAAACAAUAGCAUUACGAUUUGCAAAAAAUAAAAUAGAAAUAUAGGAAAAUGCGAAAAGAGUAAAAAAGAAAAAGAAGAAGAAGGGAGAGAAGUUUGAAAGUAGUCAAAUAAAUAUAGAAUUCCCCAACCAUGAGUUAUUUUAAUAUAUAUAUAUAUGAGGUGCUUUAGUAGUAGCAGAAAGUCCUCUUUUCGCUUUUGAUUAUUCACUCACUACUCUGUAAUUAAGAUCUCUCUCUCUGAAGAGUCUAUAAAGAAAGGAAAAAAGAAGUCUGUUUUUCUCACUGAAAGUUUGCUGCUUUUGAGGUCUCACCGCCUCCAAUCUCGGAUUUUGGCUACGUUCAUAGCUGGAUCACUAAGCCCGCAUUUAAUUCUCGAAGCGUCAUUCAUUUUAUACCAUCUCUUCCCUUGGCUCAAUCAAACCCCUGAUUUUCACCUCGUGUUUGCAAAUUCUCUGAGAUCGAUCGCGAAAGAGACUCAUCACAGCAUACAGAGAAAUCGAGAUACAAUGUCGACGCAGAGGCAAGCAGAGGAAGCGAUUGUCUCCAGCUUGAACGAAACCGAACACGACGGCGGCGGCGGCAAGGACGAUGAGGAGAAGGCGGAGGACCACUCCGUUUUCAGCAUGAGUAACUUCCUCUGGCACGGCGGCUCCGCCUGGGACGCCUGGUUCAGCUGCUCCUCCAAUCAAGUUGCGCAAGUGCUGCUCACACUUCCAUACUCGUUUUCUCAACUCGGUAUGGUGUCUGGAAUUGUUUUCCAAAUAUUCUACGGUUUGGUCGGAAGCUGGACAGCUUACCUCAUCAGCGUCUUGUACAUCGAGUAUCGAAGCCGCAAGGAAAAAGAAGGUGUCAGCUUCAAAAACCAUGUCAUUCAGUGGUUUGAAGUUCUGGAUGGAUUACUCGGUCCGUACUGGAAAGCAAUGGGUUUGGCUUUCAACUGCACUUUCCUUCUAUUCGGAUCCGUCAUACAGCUUAUCGCCUGCGCUAGCAACAUAUAUUACAUAAAUGAUCAUUUGGACAAGAGGACAUGGACCUACAUAUUCGGAGCUUGCUGCGCAACCACUGUCUUCAUCCCCUCUUUCCACAACUACAGAAUUUGGUCUUUUCUUGGGCUCGGGAUGACCACUUACACCGCUUGGUACUUAACCGCCGCAUCCCUCGCUCAUGGCCAGGCCCAAGAUGUUCAGCACACUGGUCCCAAAAAGCUGGUGCUGUACUUCACCGGCGCCACCAACAUACUCUACACUUUUGGAGGCCAUGCUGUUACAGUUGAAAUAAUGCACGCUAUGUGGAAACCACAAAAGUUCAAGUACAUUUAUUUGGUGGCCACACUCUAUGUCUUCACUCUCACUAUUCCGUCGGCCUCCGCUGUCUAUUGGGCCUUCGGCGAUCAGCUCCUCAACCACUCCAACGCCUUCUCCCUCCUCCCGAAAACCCGGUGGCGCGAUGCUGCCGUCAUCCUCAUGCUCAUCCAUCAAUUUAUAACGUUCGGAUUUGCUUGCACACCGCUCUACUUCGUGUGGGAGAAGGUGAUCGGAAUGCACGACACAAGGAGCAUGUGCUUGAGGGCGCUGGCUAGGCUACCGGUGGUGAUACCAAUAUGGUUCUUGGCUAUCAUUUUCCCAUUCUUUGGCCCCAUCAAUUCGGCCGUCGGAGCCCUUCUUGUCAGUUUCACAGUCUACAUCAUUCCGGCCCUCGCGCAUAUGCUCACCUACCGGAAAGCCUCAGCUCGUCAGAAUGCUGCGGAGAAGCCUCCGUUCUUUCUCCCAAGCUGGACAGCUAUGUACGCUAUAAACACGUUCAUCGUAAUAUGGGUCUUGAUUGUCGGGUUCGGGUUUGGUGGUUGGGCAAGUGUGACCAAUUUUGUGAGACAAGUUGACACAUUCGGACUAUUCGCAAAGUGCUACCAGUGCAAACCGCCGCCCGCCGCCGCCCAUCCGCUAGCGGCGCCGCCGCCGCGCCACUAAGAAAUUCUUCGACAAACUUGCCCUUAUUUUUCUUCUCUCCGAUUUUUUUUCUUUUGUAAUAUAAACUGGGGAAGUAGUAAUAUUUUCCCUUAAAUGUGAUGCGUGUUUUUUUUUUUAUUCCUUGGUUUUGGAAUAUUUUUGUUUAAUCUAUUAGGCGAGGAUAUAUAGAGUGUUGAAUUGUGAUGAUUAGUUCCUUUGCUUUGAUAAAAGCAUAGGUUUAUUAAUUACAGUCAAUAUAAGUUAGCCCUUCUUUUUUUU
Messenger RNA from Salvia miltiorrhiza (redroot sage), 2416 nucleotides. Its product is annotated as auxin transporter-like protein 2. The record is from RefSeq and is a predicted model, not a curated record. Lineage: Eukaryota; Viridiplantae; Streptophyta; Magnoliopsida; Lamiales; Lamiaceae. Gene Ontology annotation, cellular component: plasma membrane. The transcript has 9 exons. The coding region runs from base 698 to 2158 and encodes 486 amino acids.